UUUUUAAAUAUUUUUUACAUUCAAAAAAAUUAAGAAUUAAUUCUAUUAGUUAAACGAUUCGUGAAUAUCUUAAGGAAAUAAAGUAACAAUUUUCUACGUUAUCAAUUGAUUACGGCGACUGAAUGCGGCGCUAAGAUUGGUGUAUCGGAAUCGUUGCGGCAAAUCGCGCGUGUUUGAUCGCCAAAAUCAGUACUUCAGGCACCACGCGUAAUCAAGCGUAAUUCUCCGAAUUCUAAACACUGAAUCGGCAUUUCCUGCAUUCACGUAUCUCUUCAAGCAUGCUUGAGAAUCCGGCCGAGUGAACACUCAUUACAACGGCAUUACGACUUCCCUUCGGAGGAAUUUCAUCGAAAGCUAAGAUGACGGGAUCCAGAGAUUUUAAUGACGGAAAUCGAUGAAAUCGAUCUCCUUCCUUUUAGACAAAAAAAAAAAUCUAGUCGAUCGUUUCCCAAAGCGCAAGUGAAUUCUGUAAGGUGGAUCCUUCGAACAGAGGAAGCAUGGCACGUUUGUCGAAUUAUUUUCUGGUGAUCGUGUGUAUCACUUAUAAAGUGGUCGCGGAGAAAGAAUCAAACAUCCUGAAAUUGAGCAGAUCGCACAAGGUUGCUCCGAACGUAACAACAAUAACAUCAAGCUUUAACGAUACGAAAUAUACCCCGGAGAAGAAUGAAUCCGUUAAGCAGUCGCCCCUAAUUGCCUUUAGCAAGAACAAUCCAGAGCUGGACUGGAAGAAUUACUUGAAAAUGUUUGACGGGAACGAAGAGGAGCCUCGGGAUCUCGAUGUCGAUUUUAUGAAGGAGAAACUCGAAAGAACGGCCAACAGUAUACAAUGGCUCGCUGAUCUUUACGAUCCUCUCAGGUGGGCCAGAGUACCCGGGGAGCUUCAAGACGAAUGCCGAAGGGAUAUGGAAAAAUUUCUCGGUGCACUGAGAGAUGGAAAACUCUGGGCGGCGAAAAUGUCGGAUGCGAGCGGCCGCUACUCUUCGCAAUUUCACUUUGGCAACGGCUUUUGGCUGGGCUCGAUUACACUCUGCAGAGAACUCAAUAGCACCGAUGGAAAAAGUAUAAUGAGCAUCGAGGAGCAAUCACCCUUCGCCUUGAGAUUUCACGUCGCAAGAAUUUACUUAAAUCUCCCGAAGGAGGUCGACUUUUCGACACGUCAGGUGUUUUUGGGUCUCUGCCUGCCGGGAACAUGCGAUCGCACAUCUCUCACCUCGAUGCUACGGGCCAGCGCUGAUAGAGUCGAACGCGAGGGCAAUUCGACCUAUCGAUCGAGCGGCCCGAAGAUUCACGUUGUUACGGUGAAGCCCGUACCAUCCAGCAAUUACUGCGCUUGGCAAGAUCCCAAAUUUUACGUGCUCUCAGCUAUCGGCGGCGCGAUAUUGAUGCUGAUGAUAUGCGCGGUCGUUUACGAGUACAGAUCGUUCCCUCCCGUGAGGGACGUCGAGUCCUCGAGUGUGUCGAAUAACAAUGACAAAGGCAGCGGCUUCACGGACAAGAAUCUGAAUCAAGACCGCAGGAUCUCGAUGGGACAGGAAAACGAUCAGGAGCUAAUCGAAAAGGGGACGAAACAUUUGCAAAAAGAGAAUCCCGUUCAGAGGAAGGAUUGCGGCAAAGGGUUCUGGCUGAAAUUCCUACUCGCGUUCAGCCCUAUCGUCAACGGAAGUAAGAUCAUUAGCACCGAGCCCGCGGCGAAGGAUAGUCUAACCUGUCUCCACGGUCUUCGCGUCUUCUCCCUGGGAUGGGUCAUCAUGGUGCACACAUACAUUCAAGUCUUCUCCAUCGCCGAGAACAAGACAUUGCGCACGGUCACAGAAAGGAAUUUCAUGUUCCAGACCAUCAGCAACGCGACAUUCUCCGUGGACACUUUCUUCUUUAUUAGUGGCUUGCUGGUGACUAUACUUUUCUAUCGAUCCUUGGGCAACCUUAAUACCGAAAAGGGCAGUUAUUUAAAGACAAGCUUCAUCAAAUUCAUUAUUAUGGUCUUGUAUCGAUUCGUCAGACUGACACCGGCUUACCUCUUUGUGCUGGGGAUAAACGAAAUCGCUAUGAAGCAAGCUCAGGCCAAGACAGUCUUUUCACCUGUUAUUAUCGAUCACCUGACCUGCGAAAAGUUCUGGUGGCGAAACGCGCUAUAUUUGAACUCGCUAUAUCCGCGCACGGAAAUGUGCAUGAUGUGGAGCUGGUAUAUGGCAAACGACACGCAGUUCUAUGUCCUUGGGAUACUUCUUCUUUUGCUCUCGGUGAAAUAUUUCAAGACCGCGGUCACCAUCGUUUCGCUGUUGAUCGUCUCUUCGUGGUUCACUACGUUCUCAAUAGCCUACAGCAACGAUUACAUAGCCAGGAUCCAGGAACCGUUCGCCCUGUUCGACGAACUCUACGAUAAGCCUUGGCUGAGAGCGGGCCCGUAUUUCAUCGGCACGAUCAGCGGUUAUAUCCUCUUCAAAACGAAGUGCCAACUGAAGCUGCCUAUGGGAAUAAAAUUGAUUGGCUGGAUGCUGUCCGUAGCCAUCAUGUUCUCGGUGGUGUACGGACUGUAUCCCGGAAAUUUGACGGUGAUGGUGAGCUCCGUGUAUGCUGCCUUGGGCCAUACCGCAUGGGCGAUGGCCGUGGCUUUUAUCGUGAUCCAAUGUUGCACAGGGUCGGCACGAAUGAUCGACAGCUUGCUUUCGCUUAGGUUAAUGUAUCCUCUCUCGAGACUCACGUAUUGCGCCUACCUCGUGCAUCCUGUUAUCAUGAUGAUCACGACUACACAGAUGGACGGGCCGCUGCAUCUCCACAAUGGGAUUGUGCUUAUUCUAUAUUUCGGCAAUCUAGUAGCGUCGUACCUGCUGUCGUUCUGUAUUUCUCUCGCCUUUGAGGCACCGGUAGUAACUUUGUUGAAAAUUGCAUUCACUUCGAAGAAGAGGGCGAGGUAGAAUGCGAUCGUUCGUCUGACAGAAGGAUAAAUGCGAUUAUCCAGCGUAAUAAUGACACUGCCUCGAAUCUGAAUCUAAAGCAAAGAUGAAAAUCAUCGAGUACUUUCCCAGAAUGGAAGAAUUCAUCUUUACUCAUGACCAUAAAUUACUGAUUUCAUAGUUUUUAAUAAUAAUAAGAAUUUGAUGAUAAUUCGUGCAAUGAAACAGGUUUUAAUUUCUUAAUGUCGAGAUCUUUUUCGGAGGAUAUUCCUUGUAAAUCAAUCCAUCAUUAUUAUAAUAAGGAAAAACUAAGAGAUAAAAUAUCAGAUAAAUAAAAAAUGGCAUU
Pogonomyrmex barbatus (red harvester ant) is the source of this 3240-nucleotide messenger RNA. Its product is annotated as nose resistant to fluoxetine protein 6. NCBI's taxonomy places the organism in Eukaryota, Metazoa, Arthropoda, Insecta, Hymenoptera, Formicidae. Gene Ontology annotation, molecular function: acyltransferase activity, transferring groups other than amino-acyl groups. The record is from RefSeq and is a predicted model, not a curated record.